This is a messenger RNA of Peronospora farinosa, 1173 nucleotides long. Lineage: Eukaryota; Oomycota; Peronosporomycetes; Peronosporales; Peronosporaceae. The record is from the annotation of a GenBank genome assembly.
AUGGGGAAGAAGCGAAUGGAUCGAGACCCUUCGUCACGUCAAGACCGUAGCCGUAAUAAAUACACUGAAGCCAUUACAUCUCGUGGAGAUGAAGAGAGUGAAUUAAACUACCGACGUCGUGCAUUUCCAGUGACGUUACGUAUGUGGGAUUUUCAACAAUGUGAUGCCAAGCGAUGUACCGGUCGAAAACUCUGUCGUUUGGGGUAUAUCAAGAGUAUGAAACCUGGUGCCCAUUUUCGAGGACUUGUGUUGUCUCCUGCAGGUGAACAAGCUGUUUCUCAUGCUGAUUUGGAUCUUGUAACAAGCUCAGGUAUCUCGGUAAUUGACUGUAGUUGGGCUAAAGUCCAAGAAUUGCCAUACAAACAGCUACGCUCGGGUGUUCACCGUCUUUUACCAUUUCUAGUUGCUGCUAAUUCGGUCAAUUAUGGACGUCCACAUAAAUUGUCAUGUGCUGAAGCAAUUGCAGCGACGCUGUAUAUUGUAGGACUUCAAGAUGAAGCAAUUCAAGUCAUGGACGAGUUCUCGUGGGGUGCUGAAUUUCUGAAAAUCAAUGCAGAUUGUUUACAAGCUUAUGCAGCUUGUACGAAUAGUGCAGAGGUGGUAGAAGCUCAGAAUGCCUAUUUAGCUGCAUGUCAGACCGAACAAAAGGAACGUCAGCAGCAUAUGGACUUGCCGAGUCUGGAGAGUGACGAAGAGGACGAAGAAGAAGAGGAAGUGGAGCUUGAUCGUUUCGGCAAUAUUAUACCUCGUGAAAAGUUGACAUCAGUGCAGACUGAGGAAAAGUCGUUUGAGCACGAUUCUUCCGACGAGCUCAAGCAGUCUGUCGAUAUGUCGUCCAUGCUGCCGUCUCGUGAACAAAGUGAACAAUUAGACUCCGAUGAAGAGAUUACCAGUUUGACAAAGAAUUUGCACCUUGCAGCAGACUCAAUCAAGAAAACGCAGCAAAUGCGUGAGAAAAUUCGAACUGCUCGUGGUUUGGACGGAGAUAAAGAGGUGUAUGCUUUUUCUUCCAUGGAAGAUGUCCAUCACCAACAAGUAGCGACGGUUUGUUUGGAACGCACAGCAGUGGCUGUCUCGGGUGAUGCAGUUUUGCAAUUACCAAAGUCUGUUUUCCAUCAGUGGGAACAAGAUGCUCGAAAGGCUUCGAUCCAGGAUCAUGUGGAGGCUGAAUAG